Molecule: messenger RNA, 441 nt
Organism: Guillardia theta CCMP2712
Lineage: Eukaryota; Cryptophyceae; Pyrenomonadales; Geminigeraceae
Exons: 1
Biological process (GO): cGMP biosynthetic process; intracellular signal transduction; receptor guanylyl cyclase signaling pathway
Molecular function (GO): guanylate cyclase activity; peptide receptor activity
Source: RefSeq, a predicted model, not a curated record
GUCCUCCAGCUCGACAUCUGCAACUUCACCGCCAUGUCGCAGACCAUGAGCGCGCUGCACGUAGCGACGAUGGUGCACUCCAUCUUCUCCGCCUUCGACUCCUCCGUGGAGAGGCUGGACCUCUUCAAGAUGGACACGAUAGGAGACGCGUACAUCGUCGCUGCCUGGCUGCCCGAAACUCCCGAUUGGCAUGAAGAUCGCAACAGCAAGAAGAUCUGCCGCAAGGUUCUGAUGCUAGCAAGGGACAUGAUCACGGCCAUGGAAGAGCACAGGACGCUGACGGGGCUCGAGGUCAACUGCAGGAUCGGAAUCUCCGUGGGAAAGUUCGCGUGCGGGCUGAUAGGAAGGGUGCAAUCUCGAUUUCACGUGAUGGGGAGGGCUAUGGGGGAGGUAGAGCACCUGGAGCAGAAGUGUGUUAUCAACGGCAUCCAUGUCAGUGAC